Messenger RNA from Budorcas taxicolor (takin), 1853 nucleotides. RefSeq names its product histone deacetylase 2 (gene HDAC2). NCBI's taxonomy places the organism in Eukaryota, Metazoa, Chordata, Mammalia, Artiodactyla, Bovidae. The coding region runs from base 216 to 1682 and encodes 488 amino acids. The record is from RefSeq and is a predicted model, not a curated record. Gene Ontology annotation, molecular function: histone deacetylase activity. The transcript is spliced from 14 exons.
UGCCACCCCCUGGUCCGCGCUCUCGGCCCUUCGGCCGGGCGGUACCCAGCCCUCCCGGCACCCCCCUCCUCUCCUCCCUCCGGCCUGCCCUUCCCCGCGGGACUGCCACCCUCCACCUUCGCCCCAGCCUUCUUCUCUCCCCGCCGGAGCCGCGGAGGCAGCAGUAGCAGCAGCCGCAAGAGGAGGAGCCGGAGGCGGCGGUGGCCGGGGAGCCCAUGGCGUACAGUCAAGGAGGCGGCAAGAAGAAAGUCUGCUACUACUAUGAUGGUGAUAUUGGAAAUUAUUAUUACGGACAGGGUCAUCCCAUGAAACCUCAUAGGAUCCGCAUGACCCAUAACUUGCUGCUAAAUUAUGGCUUAUAUAGAAAAAUGGAAAUAUAUAGGCCCCAUAAAGCCACUGCUGAAGAAAUGACAAAAUACCACAGUGAUGAGUACAUCAAAUUUCUACGUUCAAUAAGACCAGAUAACAUGUCUGAGUAUAGUAAGCAGAUGCAGAGAUUUAAUGUCGGAGAGGACUGUCCAGUGUUUGAUGGACUUUUUGAGUUUUGUCAGCUUUCAACUGGUGGCUCAGUUGCUGGUGCUGUGAAGUUAAACCGACAACAAACUGAUAUGGCUGUUAACUGGGCUGGAGGAUUACAUCAUGCUAAGAAAUCAGAAGCAUCAGGAUUCUGUUAUGUUAAUGAUAUUGUGCUUGCCAUCCUUGAAUUACUAAAGUAUCAUCAGAGAGUCUUAUAUAUUGAUAUUGAUAUCCAUCAUGGUGAUGGUGUUGAGGAGGCUUUUUAUACAACAGAUCGUGUAAUGACUGUAUCAUUCCAUAAGUAUGGGGAAUACUUUCCUGGAACAGGAGACUUAAGGGAUAUUGGCGCAGGAAAAGGCAAAUACUAUGCUGUCAAUUUUCCAAUGAGAGAUGGUAUAGAUGAUGAAUCAUAUGGCCAGAUAUUUAAGCCUAUUAUUUCAAAGGUGAUGGAGAUGUAUCAGCCUAGUGCUGUGGUGCUACAAUGUGGUGCAGACUCACUAUCUGGUGAUAGACUCGGUUGCUUCAAUUUGACAGUUAAAGGUCAUGCUAAAUGUGUAGAAGUUGUAAAAACUUUCAAUUUACCAUUACUGAUGCUUGGGGGAGGUGGAUACACAAUCCGCAACGUUGCUCGGUGUUGGACAUAUGAGACUGCAGUUGCCCUUGAUUGUGAGAUUCCCAACGAAUUGCCAUAUAAUGAUUAUUUUGAGUAUUUUGGACCGGACUUCAAACUGCAUAUUAGUCCUUCAAACAUGACAAACCAGAACACUCCAGAAUAUAUGGAAAAGAUAAAACAGCGUUUAUUUGAAAAUUUACGCAUGUUGCCUCAUGCACCUGGCGUCCAGAUGCAGGCUAUUCCAGAAGAUGCAGUUCAUGAAGAUAGUGGGGAUGAAGAUGGAGAAGAUCCAGACAAGAGAAUUUCUAUUCGAGCAUCAGACAAACGAAUAGCUUGUGAUGAAGAGUUCUCAGAUUCUGAGGACGAAGGAGAAGGUGGUCGUAGAAAUGUGACUGAUCAUAAGAAAGGAGCAAAAAAAGCUAGAAUCGAAGAAGACAAGAAGGAAACGGAGGACAAAAAAACAGAUGUUAAGGAGGAAGAUAAAUCCAAGGAUAAUAGUGGUGAAAAAACAGAUACCAAAGGAGCCAAAUCAGAACAGCUCAGCAAUCCUUGAAUUUGAGUCUCACCACUUUCAGAAACCAUAAAAAUGUGAGAAAAUAUUGGGAAGAAAAAUGUUUUUUUCUUUUUGAAGACUUCUGGCUUCAUUUUAUACUACUUUGGCAUGGACUGUAUUUAUUUUCAAAAUGGCUUUGUUUUUGUUUUUCUUGGCAAGUUUUAUUGUGAG